Pisolithus orientalis is the source of this 1725-nucleotide messenger RNA. Its product is annotated as alpha beta-hydrolase. Gene Ontology annotation, molecular function: triacylglycerol lipase activity. The record is from RefSeq and is a predicted model, not a curated record. The transcript has 5 exons. NCBI's taxonomy places the organism in Eukaryota, Fungi, Basidiomycota, Agaricomycetes, Boletales, Pisolithaceae. Bases 1 to 1725 code for a protein of 574 amino acids.
AUGAACAGCGUUUCGUUUCCAAUCCAACUUGUCACUUUCAUUCGCAGACUCGUUAAUGUCAUUUCAACGAUCUCUCUAACCAACCAUUACUUGUUCCCAAGGAUUCAAGUGGAAAACCGUCUUUCCGAACACCAAGCAAGACCCGGCAUCGGACCAUAUUCGCCGUUGUUAGACUCGUCGCUCAACGAUAGAUGGGACUGGCUGAGACCUGCUUACAAGGGCUCCGUCUCUCCAUCGGAGACCUCACUACAUGCAUCGGAAGCAUUAGAAUUUCAAUCCAGCAUAUCAGUCUCGAUAACCAAGGUGGUUGCUUCUAGUUCAAGUCCAAACGUUGAUCUCACCACGCAAGAUGCCAUUCACCGUUUAAUGAGCAACCCAACCCUUUUCGAUCCCAUAAGAACACCUCGUUAUCCUAUCGUCCUCUGUCAUGGCUUGUAUGGAUUCGAUGCUAGGGGACCCUCCGCAUUUCCAAGUCUCCGGUACCAUUAUUGGUCGAAUGUACUCGCUAUCUUGAAGAAGAAGAUCGGCGCAGAAGUCAUUGUUACGGCUGUUCCUGGGACCGGAUCGAUAGCAGCCAGAGCUGAAGCAUUGGACCGUAUUCUGCAACAAAGAGCGACUGGUCGGGGCGUAAACCUUAUGGCCCACUCGAUGGGAGGACUGGACUGUCGCCAUCUUAUCACUCAUAUCAAACCAACCGAUUAUGUCCCCCUUUCACUCACUUCAAUCAGCACACCUCAUCGUGGGAGUCCCUUCAUGGACUGGUGCGCACAAAACCUUGGACUUGGGAGGAGGACAGACUCACAUGUACCGGAAUGCAACGACGCGUCAUCCAAUUCCGACUCGGACAAGCACGAGUUUGUCCUCUCUCUCGCAUCGCUCCCCUCGUCAUUCACAACUCUCAUCCUGUCCUACCUUGAUUCUCCGGCGUAUGCAAAUUUGACGACUUCGUAUCUCAACGACAUCUUCAACCCAUCGACACCAGAUGAUCCACGCGUCAAGUACUUUAGCGUCGUCUCGCGCAUCGAUGAAAUGAACAUUUGGCAUCCUCUAUGGCUUCCGAAGAUGGUUCUCGAUGAUGCAGAACGAAAGGCGAAAGAGUUACUCAAGGCACGCAUGGGAGGCAAGUAUUCCGGCGAGGGAGUCCCUCCUUGGGAGCAGGAUGAUCAAUGGGGAAACGACGGCCUGGUUACUGUACAGAGUGCUCGGUGGGGCGAGUUUUUGGGCAUCUUGGAGGGAUGCGACCAUUGGGAUAUUAGAAGCUGGGGAGGGUCAUUAACGGAGUUCAGCAUCGGCCUCCCCUCUGUGUCAAUACCACUCAGUGGGCUCACACAUCGCGCCGGGGCAGAUGGAUGGUCUCUCGGAGACUGGACACGGUUUAUUGGCGCGUGGAGAAAGCAAGAUAAGGGCACUGAAGCUGGACUACAAAUGAGCACAGUGAUGUCGCAAGCCGAUGCUCUUCCGCUGUCCUCGUUGCAGGAGACAAAGUCGGAACGGGAGGAGAGGAAGCAGAGAGACGAGACGGAUCCGGUUGUCAAGGCUUCUACAGACAAACUCUCUGCAGUUUUCGACUGGAUCGUGGAACAAGUCCCGCCCCCCGGCAAGCCCUCGUCACCUAACAGCCAGCCACAGUCCGAGAAACCCGCCCGAAGAGAUUUAGUCACGAAGAUGGACCUGGAAAGAUUUUACAUAUCGCUCACUCGCAAGUUGUACGACGAAGGUCUUUGA